Capsicum annuum is the source of this 465-nucleotide messenger RNA. RefSeq lists its product as uncharacterized. The coding region runs from base 1 to 465 and encodes 154 amino acids. The record is from RefSeq and is a predicted model, not a curated record. Lineage: Eukaryota; Viridiplantae; Streptophyta; Magnoliopsida; Solanales; Solanaceae. The transcript is spliced from 4 exons.
AUGGAGGAGAAGCUCAACGUGAUUAACAAGAAUGAUACGUGGGUACUUGUACCUAGACCUCAGGGCAGAAGUCUGCUUGGUUCUCUAUUGUAUGUAUCUGCCACAAGACCUGAUAUUAUGUACAUAACAAGUGUGUUGUCAAGGUUUAUGCAUUCACCAACUGAAAUUCACCUCAAAGUAGCAAAAAGAAUUUUGAGGUGUCAUUUAUUGGUGCACAAAGAAGCAGGGUAUGUGGCUCAAUCAACUGCUGAAGCAGCAGGUGCUGUUAAUCAAGCUUUAUGGUUGAAAAUUUUUUUGAACGACUUGGCAUUUAAGCCAAGUAAAGCAACAAAAAUCCUUUGUGAUAACAAGUCUGCAGUUACUAAGCUAGCUGAUAUUCUUACAAAAGCAUUACAGAAACAGAGAUUUGAUCUUCUUAGAGCUAAGCUUGGAGUAACCAACAACACUUGCAUCAAGGAGGAGUGA